Molecule: messenger RNA, 2790 nt
Organism: Encephalitozoon hellem ATCC 50504
Lineage: Eukaryota; Fungi; Microsporidia; Unikaryonidae
Product: nuclear pore complex subunit Nup170
Exons: 1
Coding region: 1-2790 (929 amino acids)
Biological process (GO): transcription-dependent tethering of RNA polymerase II gene DNA at nuclear periphery; protein localization to nuclear inner membrane; protein import into nucleus
Cellular component (GO): nuclear pore inner ring; nuclear pore
Molecular function (GO): structural constituent of nuclear pore
Source: RefSeq, a predicted model, not a curated record
AUGGAGACGAAGCAUCCAAGCCUUAUCGAGGCAAGAAGGUAUGAGGAACGCAAGCUCCCCUCCAUCAGAGAUAUAUAUACCGGAUCUGACCAGACAUAUGCGGUUCAGAAGAUGAUGGUGAAAAGGAGGGAAAUAAGCAUCCCAAAGAUCGAGUACAAGAGAUGUGGAAUGUUACCUGUCAUGAAUGCACUGUGGUUUUCGAAUGGCAAGAAUCUUGUGAUCUGGAGGUACGAGAGUAACGAGGAGGAGGAGAUAGGAACAUUUUCGUCUGAGGUAUUGGAAGUGAUAGUGUUUGUCCCUAAGGCAGGGAUUUUCAACGAGAGGAUAUCUCACUGCCUAUUUAUUGCAACUGAGAAGCAGGUGAUGAUCUAUGGGAUUGAGAAGGACACCUUUUGUUUGGUUAACACAGACUUUGUGACAUCUUCGCCAAGUUGCGUGAGAUGUGCGGAGGCCUCGAAUGGGGAUGUAUUUAUAGGAUGCGAGAAUGGAAGGGUGUACCAGGUUGUAUACAAGAGUGUUGACUCGUGGUCAUUCAAGAUUAUGCACGUUUAUGAUCCAAGCUCGUCGAUUCUGUCGAGCCUGGUUCCGUCUGUUCUGAAACGGAAGAAGUCGAUGGUUAAAGCCUUGAGCUCGGGAAGAAGAUUUAUGGUUUGCCUUGAUAGAAAUGCCACGAUAUACAACAUCGAGGGUGGGAUGUACAAGGUGAAGGAAGUUGUUCUGUGUAGAGAAUAUGUUGAUGUACAGGUGGUUGAUGAGAAGGAAGAUUCUGUGUUUUUCUACCUAAUUCAGAGAGAUGGCUCGAGGGACUUCUACGAGGACUCCAGGCUUGUAAUGACAAAGAGAUCGCCAAACAUUGGGGACAUGACGGAGAUCAAGGAGAUGAAGGUGCAUACAUCGAAUAGAAGGCUGUGCAUGGCACGGAAUGGCCGGUAUGAUGGAAGUAUUGUGACGGUGGUAUCGUUGAACGAAGACCAGGUCUGCAACUUCGACAAGCUGAAGAGUUCUGAAAGCUAUGAGGUGAUUGUUAUGAAAAGCGACAUAGAGCUGAUUGGAAUUGACGGCAGGACCAUUUUCCUCUUAGGGAAUAGGAGGAUCUUUAUAUACGAGAUCCAGACCAUCGAAAAGUUCCUUUUGAACUGCAGGUCUGAGGAGAUUUUCAGUAUGUACAAGAGCUAUGGAGAAAGAGAAAUGCUGGUAAUAUACUACGAGCUUCUUGCAAGCAAUGAGGAUGUGGGGAGAUUGGAGUAUCUUUGCUUGAAGAACGAUGAUUCUCAGGCUUCUGCGUUAUUUCUGUACCUAUACAGAUUGAUAAAGCCCGUCCUAGGGAUUCCAUUUGAGGAUAUUCUGAAUGGAGAGAAGAACAUAUAUCUUGAGAGGAUCCAGAGCAAGAUGAAGAACAUGAGGGGAAAGGUCAAGGCCAGGCAUCUGAAGGAGGGAUAUGACUUUAUAGAUGAGUUUCUGCAGACGUGCUUCUACAUGAACGUGCUAUAUGAAUAUUCUGUCAAUCUGGAGGGAAGAUCGUUAGAAUAUGUUCUUCUUGAGGACAGUGAGGAGUUCAAAAAGAGGACUCUUAAGUCGAUUCUGGAGAUGUUCAAGGUGAACCAGAGUGUUGAGCCUCUUAUAAAGACGCUUAGUGCCCGAUGUCCUUUGUUUCUCCCCAUGGAGGAGGUUUACUACCAGAGAGGACUCGAGAUGUUGAACAAAAGGCCUUCGAGGGAGGUGCUGUUUGAGUCCUUGAACAACCUUAAGAAUGUCCAGUAUAAUGAGAGUCUCAUUGCAAAGUACAACGAGUUUGGAUUCUACUAUGGAAGUACAACACUUAUCAGAGAGAACUUUAACUUCGACUUUGAGUACGGCGUUGAGAUUCUGAAGAAGAGUAUCAGGUGUGCUGGUGCAUUAGGUCUUGCGCUGGAGGAUCCAAGAGAGGAUUUCUUGUAUGCAUUGUUUGAGGCCCUGCUUGAUAUUCUGAAGGAGAAUGAGUUUGGAAAGGAGUGCAGUUGCUGCGACAAGCCAGGUGCCAUGGUUCUGAAUGACAUAGUCAAGAUAUCUGUGCCAUUUCUUGAAAAGUUCCUGAAGGAAAAGGCUAUGUCAUCGAGUGACCCUAGGAUAUUUGAACUUCACUGGAAGUACUGUGUCUACAGAAACGAUAAGAUUAAAGGAACACAGUCCCUGUUGGAGUUGGCUGACAACAAGCCUGUUCCUUUGGAAACAAAGAUCGAUCUUCUGAGAACAGCAUUGAGUGUGUCGGUCAACACAUCACUCUUCAACGAGGUGAAGCUUCGGCUAGAACUUGCAGAAAUACAAGUCGAUGUUUUGAAAAGAGGCAGGAUUGACCCCACGAUAAGCAACAACCUCUUGUCUGCAGACGAGCUAUUUAACGACUAUGCAUACAAGUAUCCCGAGCUAGCUCUUAAGAUUAUUGGGAUAUCCAGCUACACAGACAAGGCCGUUAUAAGGGAGCUAUGGGAAGAGGGGAUGAGCGGAGACUUUGAUUCAGCAGUAGAAUUUCUAGGAACUGUUAAGGCUUCUGGGCCUGCGAUGGACUGUAACAUAGUUGGGGACAUUCUGUGCUCCAAAAUGACCAAGGGAAAGAAGCUUGGAAAGGCAUUAGCAAGCGCUGGGUUUAGCUACCUUGAAGUUAUAGGUUUCCUGGAGGAGAAGAUCAAGGGAGAAGACAAUAACCAUCCUGAGAUAAAGAAGAUGCUUCUGAGCGAUCUCAAGGAGUUUUCCAAUAGCAAUGAGUUCUACCUUAAGGUUGAGGAGUACUGCCGAAAGAAGUAUGGAAUCUAG